AUGAAGAAGAUCAAUUUGAUGCUGAGGAAGUGCAAGACACUGUCUAGGCAACUGGGUAGAACAUCAUCAUACAGUAGCCUAAGAUCCAGGUCAAGCAGAGAAGAGAUAUGGGUUGGUGACAUAAAAGAUGACGAAUAUCGCCAAACCAUUCUCGUUGGGAGCUCAAGGAAGCAAUACGUGAUCAGUUCUAAGUACUUGAACCAUCCAUUAUUGACUGCUCUUAUUGAAAAGUCGAAGCAGAAACCAGGAGAGAAUCUAUCGGUGAAGUGUGAGGUUGUACUGUUCGACCACCUUCUAUGGAUGCUUGAGAAUGCCGAUCCCAAUCUCACUGCUGAUUCUUUGGAGGAAUUGGCUGAUCUCUAUUCUCGCAGCGGCAGCUCUCGCAGCCCUAGCCCCCCUUCCGUGAGAAAAAGUCCUGUUGAAGGAGCUAAGCGAGGACGUUCACCGCCACCCCAAUCUAAGAAAGUUUCUCCUCUGCCUCCUCCUCCUCCUCUUCCUCUUCCUCCUCCUCCAAGGAAAGCUUCGCCUAUUCCUGAGUCUCUUGUUCUUCGUGUUGAUGAGCUCACCAGGAAUGUGAAUGAAAAUCAUUUAAGAGAAAUAUUCAGUAACUUUGGUGAAGUUGUACAUGUGCAGCUGGCAAUGGAUCAUACUGUUAACCUUUCAAAAGGGUUUGGAUAUGUUGAGUUUAAGAUGAGAGUUGAUGCUGAAAAAGCUCAGUUACACAUGGAUGGGGCCCAGAUUGAUGGGAAUGUUGUUGCGGCCAGUUUCACAUUACCUGAGCCGAAAAAGGUUUUGUCACCCCCUAGGGCCGGUGCUGCUUCAAGAAGAGAUGCUCCAAAAAUGGAUAAUGUUGUUGCCGAUGUCGAAAAAGAUGGGCCAAAGAGGCAGAGAGAAUGUAUGCUCCCUACAAUUAUAUGUUCUGAAUAUUGCUAA
Molecule: messenger RNA, 933 nt
Organism: Ilex paraguariensis (yerba mate)
Lineage: Eukaryota; Viridiplantae; Streptophyta; Magnoliopsida; Aquifoliales; Aquifoliaceae
Source: the annotation of a GenBank genome assembly